CACACUCACACACACAAUCGCUCACUCACUCACUCACAAGCCCUGACAAUGUGACAUCACUGGAGUUUCCCCUGCCGGCAACUCUCCUCUCCUGCUCUCUCUCUCUGCUAGCACAUAAAAACACACGAGCCACAGCUGAAGACAGACACAACUGCUCAGAGCUUUCUGACACUCACACUAUCAAAUAUCCACCUAUCUGACAAGCCUCAUCUGAGAAACUACAGCAUUGAAAUAAUGGCCCAGGACUGGAAGAGCGCUGAUCUGGAGGUUUGUCUGGAGGGAGCUGAACCCAUGGAGGGGCUGAGGAAGAUGGGCACCUCACGGCCAUCAACGAGCUGGAAGAUUUGUUUGUCUCUACUGGCGAUAGGACUGUGUGCUGCUGCUGCUAUCACUAUAAACAAUCAGAAACAAGACACUGCUGUCGGAAGUGAAGAUAUGAGACACACUUUGAGACAGAUCUCAAAACAACACAAAGGGAGCACAGCCAUUCAUUUGGAAGGAGAGUACAACUCCACAUUCUCCAAUACUAAAGUGGAAUGGAAAGACGGCCAGGACCAGUCUUUUCACGCGGGGGGGCUGAAACUGGUCAAGAAUGAGAUCGUCAUCCCCAGAAAAGGCGUGUACUUCGUCUACAGCCAGGUGUCCUUCCGCAUCAACUGCCGGGUUAGCCCAGACCAGGCCCAGUCGCUGGAGACAAUCCAACUGAGCCACGCGGUCAUGCGCACGUCCCGUGCGUUCGACGACAAGAGGCCGCUGCUGAAAACGAUGCGCUCAGGCUGCAAGCAAUUCAUUUCCGAGGAGGAGGACAGCGGGGAGCGCUGGUACAGUGCCAUCAACCUGGGAGCCGUCUUUAGCCUGGAGGAGGGCGAUCAGCUGUACACCCUGACCGAGUCCCACCUGCUCCCCCACGUGGAGGGAGAAAGUGGGGAGACCUUCUUUGGAGUGUUUGCUCUCUAAAGGCACAUGUCUUUGAGAGUGUGUGUGUUUGAGCGAGUGAGUGGAUGUGAGGACGGCAAACUGUACUAAUGGGUUUUUACAAGGCGCUUGUUUUAUGUUAAAACAAAGUUCACUCAAUUGUGGAGUAUCAACAUUUAGAUCAUAUCUAAGUUCACCAUACCUAUACAGUAUUUGUAUAUUACGUGUGGAACCGAAGUAUGAAGUAUUCUGGGUUAAAGCUUAGUCCUUAGGAAUGUACGAGUCAAUAUCACUGUGUAUCACUACAUAAGACUACAACUAAUUCCUUAUCCUAAAAGGGCAACAGAAGAGACCAAAUUUUGAGCUGUAAUGAAUGUAGUUUUAUUGAUGUUUAUUUAUAUAUUUGAAUUAUUGAUGUUAAUUUAUAUAUUUGAAUUAUGUGCUUUAUUUAUAUAUUUGAAUUAUGUAUUUUAUUUAAAUAUUUGAAAGUGUAUACAUUCCAAUGGUAUUUAUUGAUAUUUAUUUAUUGUGUUUUUUCAUCAUUGUUUAAUUUGAAAAUAAAAAUGUUUAAAUGAACCCUCAGUGCAUUUGUUGUAUAUGCUGUUGACACUUGAUGACACUAAGUGUACAUAUCUGUCUUCACACACACACACACACACAGACACACACACACACACACGUCAUCCACACACCCCAGCACCACUCAUCUCCACCUUUCUCCAUCUCUGAGAAAUACAUCAUCUGAUUCUGUCUCCUGCCUCACUCUGAGCCUCCUCUCUAUCUGUCUGCUUCUGACCAUGCAU
This is a messenger RNA of Clupea harengus (Atlantic herring), 1718 nucleotides long. It is a transcript of the gene tnfa, whose product is annotated as tumor necrosis factor a (TNF superfamily, member 2). Gene Ontology annotation, molecular function: tumor necrosis factor receptor binding. Lineage: Eukaryota; Metazoa; Chordata; Actinopteri; Clupeiformes; Clupeidae. Gene Ontology annotation, biological process: immune response. The record is from RefSeq and is a predicted model, not a curated record. Gene Ontology annotation, cellular component: membrane.